Molecule: messenger RNA, 2360 nt
Organism: Tachysurus fulvidraco (yellow catfish)
Lineage: Eukaryota; Metazoa; Chordata; Actinopteri; Siluriformes; Bagridae
Gene: uba5
Product: ubiquitin-like modifier activating enzyme 5
Exons: 12
Coding region: 751-1965 (404 amino acids)
Biological process (GO): protein ufmylation
Cellular component (GO): cytosol; cytoplasm
Molecular function (GO): UFM1 activating enzyme activity
Source: RefSeq, a predicted model, not a curated record
GACAAAAUUACCACUACAUAUAACAGAGGUAGCAUUUUUUUCUGGCCACCAGUUCAUUGUCUGUCUGCUCUGCAUCCAUCUUCACCCGUUUUGCGUUGCACACCGGAAACCAUACGCGCCACACGUACCACUGCCUAAACUGAAACUCACUGGUCUUUUUUUUUAUAAUUAGCGGAAUUGGCAAACAGCUUUCAGAGAGAAUGUUUUGUCAUGUCUACACAUGCAUUUAUUUAUUUCAUAAAAUCGCAGCAUUUUGCAUCAUAUAAUCGCACAGGCUUGAUAUCGUGAUUGCGAUUGCGAUAUGAUUAAUCGUGCAGCACUAUUGUAAAGUUUACUUGCAGAGGACCUUCCUUAUAUGUUUGGGAUGAUUGCACAAUGUCGGUGAAAAAAUAAUGAUGACUUCAUUUUGCAUCCUUUUUUUUUUUUUUUAGAAUUCGUGUUUCUUUUAGACCAGUGAGACUAAAGUGGUUGUUGGGUCAUUUAUCCAAGCUGUUUUGUCCAAGUCCCAGCUUUCUUUUAAUCAGAGGCUUUUAAACAGAUGGACUGAGACUUUGGUCUAAACAUGACUGGUGACGGAACUAAUCAGUGUUUCCACAUGAUUUCCACACGGACCGGUUAUUGCGGAACACUCGUACCAGCUGUUGGCAGGACUGUAGACGUGUACAUACAGAGUGGUUUAUAUUUUUAUAAGUUUUGCUUCAGGGUAAAAUUAAAGGUUGUUAAACUAAGUGGUGUUCAGCUGUAGGAGCGAUGGCCACAGUCGAAGAGCUGAAGUUUCGAAUCCGCGAACUAGAAAAUGAACUAAUAAAGUGCAAACAGCAUCGAAGCCAAGAGGAUUUUCAAAACCCAGUGUUUAGACCAAAGAUUGAAAAAAUGAGCGCCGAAGUUUUGGAUUCAAACCCUUAUAGCCGGCUGAUGGCUUUGAAACGCAUGGGAAUAGUUGAAGACUAUGAGAAAAUCCGCUCGUUUGCUGUGGCUGUGGUGGGGGUGGGAGGGGUGGGCAGCGUCACUGCAGAGAUGCUCACCAGAUGUGGCAUUGGUAAGUUGUUGUUGUUUGACUAUGACAAAGUGGAGCUGGCCAACAUGAACCGCCUCUUCUUCCAGCCGCAUCAAGCAGGGCUCAGCAAAGUGGAGGCAGCAGAGCACACAUUGAGGAGUAUCAAUCCAGAUGUUAUAUUUGAGACGCACAAUUACAACAUCACCACUGUGGACAACUUCACACAUUUUAUGGAGCGCAUCAGUAAUGGUGGACUUCAAGAGGGAAAGAGUGUGGAUUUGGUGUUGAGUUGUGUGGAUAAUUUUGAGGCUCGAAUGGCCAUUAACACUGCUUGUAAUGAACUGGGACAGACCUGGAUGGAGUCUGGAGUGAGUGAGAAUGCUGUGUCUGGACACAUACAGCUCAUCAUUCCAGGGGAAACCGCAUGCUUUGCUUGUGCGCCUCCACUGGUCGUGGCAGCAAACAUUGAUGAGAAGACUCUAAAGCGGGACGGGGUGUGUGCCGCCAGUCUGCCCACCACCAUGGGUGUUAUUGCUGGGAUCCUGGUGCAGAAUGUCCUGAAGUAUCUGCUUAGGUUUGGAACAGUGAGCUUUUACCUGGGCUAUAACGCCAUGCAGGACUUUUUCCCUACUAUGGCCAUGAAAGCCAACCCACAGUGUGAUGACAUACAGUGCAGGAGGCAACAGGAUGAGUACAAAAAAAAAGAAGCUGAGCGUCCCAAACCGGACGUAGUGGAGAAGGAGGAGGAGGAAGUGGUGCAUGAAGAAAACGAGUGGGGGAUCGAGCUGGUGUCUGAAAUCACAGCGGUGGAGCUUCAGGAUGCAUCAGGUCCAAAACCAGAUUUACCAGAGGGCAUAACUGUGGCCUACACCAUCCCCAAUAAGGAUGGGGAACUAAAUUCAGACGAGACUGUGGAAGAGACAGACCAGAGUCUGGAAGAGUUGAUGGCACAGAUGAAGAAAUUGUAAAGGCAGAUGGUCCAAGUUUGCAUAAACACACUGUGCCCUGAGGAGCUACAGUCCACUACCAUUAUACAGUCUUGUUGUCAGGUUAACAAACGUCUCUGUUUUUGUAAAGACAUUACAGCUGCAGCAAAUAGUAUACACUGACUGACCAUGAUUGCUCCAUUUAUUCAGCUUUUUAAGAGCUUAAAAAGAUAAAUGGGGAUGUUGAUGUUAAUAAAAACUAUAUAUUAAUUAGAUAUUUCAUCAAAGUUUGUUUAGCUCAAGUGAAAAUGAAAUACAGACAGUUGUGAGAAUCAAUGUUAAAUCUUUCUAUCUUUAACAUUCAUUUGUUAUUUCAAUUGCUCAAAGAGCCUUGAGCUCCAGAUGUCCUUGCUCAAUAAAGUAUUUAUUGACAUUCA